ACAACAUAAAACAGAUGGUUUUCUUUUGGUUUGAAGCAGUCAACAGGUGUGAGAGUGAAUCUGUUGAGAUGCUUUAACGUCAGGAAGCUGAGCGGUUUGAUGAAGAUGAAGCUGGUCCUGACGUGCAGCUGCCGUCUGAUGAGAUCAACUCUGCAGCUUCGGGUCUGAAGCUGGGGGGGAAAAAAAGCUUUCUGCGUUCCUAAAAACCAAAAUAAACAGAAGGAGCAGAAACGUCAUGGAAGAGCUCUGCUGAGGAAGAGGAGGGUGGAGGAGGGUCGUACAAAAGGAAAGUCUGUGCUCAGAGCUCCUCCUCCUGUCCCACAACAGAUGCUGUGAAGACGGGCGAGAGACACACACACACACAGAGAGAGAGAGAGAGCAGCUGGAGGAAGAGGAGGCUGCAGGACGAAGCUGCUGACCAUCUGAAAACCGGUGGUCAUGGGAAACACGGACAGCACCAGCACCUUCGUUCCUCCGGUCAAACCCUCGUUCGGCUUCUCCAAGAAGGAGGAGGUGCUUUCGGCCCGCAGCUGGUGGAGGAGCAACACCAAGAGCCGGGGUCGGAGCUACCUGAGCCAGCCCGCCUCCUGGCGUUACGAGUCGGGCCAAGGGAGCUCUAAGCUGAGCUACGGUUCACCUCAGAGGUUCAGCAGGAGUCCGCUCGGGUUCCAAGGGAGCGACGGGGAGCGAACGUCUCUGGAGAGCGGCGGCAGCCCGAAGGUGCAGCUCAGGAAAGAUGGCAGCAUGAGGGUGGAGUUUACCAACGCCAGGGUGGCUCCUGCCGAGCCGCAGGGUGCCCCGCCCGGUACCGGUGCCGCUCCAGAACCGUCCCUCCGGACCAGUAAAGGCAGCUCGCUCAGCUCGGAGAACUCCUGGUACGACUCGCCGUGGGGCGGAGAGCAGACGGACAGCGUCUUCAUCUGUGGGCGGAGUCUGGACAACAGCAGUGGCUACAACACUUUCUCCUCUGCUCAGGCGGAGGACAUAUCACCUGGGUUUAGCUCCGCCCACCUGUUCCAAACUGUUGGCCACAACAGCUGCUCCUCCGGCCGCACCGAUGAUAGCGGCAUCGGAGACUCCCUGAUCCUGCAGCAGGACUCCCGAGACCUCAGACCGGUCCCGCCUUCGGGUUUCUACAGCCGUCAUAACAUGCCGCCCGCCUUCCCGCCGCCGUCUGAAACCAUCACCACUGAAUCCAACUCCUUUUCCACCGCGUUCGAGACCUGCUUCCAGGAGCAGCGGGAAAACUCCACCUCCUCAUUUUCCUCUACGCUGGAUGAUGUCAUGGCUACAGUUAGAGACGUGGAGCCGCAAUACUGCACCUCCACACUACCCUGUCGUAAAUUGGAGCCUGGAAGCUCCGCCUCCUCUGGGAACAGAAAAGACUUCCUAAAGAGCCGAAUCCAACAGCUGAGCGACUGGACAGGAAGUCUGAGCCGAAAAAAGAGGAAGAUCCAGGAGCCGAACGGCGCCGAUGCCUCGGACGUCUUCAUCAACGGAGCGACCGGGACCGUUCUGUGGUCCUCCAACCCCCUGCACCACCAGAACCAGAACCUGGUCCCUCUGACUCAAUGCUGCAACGCUCAGAGGCAGGACGUCUAUCAGAACUUCAUGCAGGAGCUGGCGGCGGGCUGCAGCAGCGCGGACCACCGCACCGACCCAUCAGAGGAGGAGGAGGAGGAAGAGGACGACGUUGAGGAGGAGAAAAGAGGAGGGGAGGUUCUGGUGGACGAGGAGCAGGCGGUGGUCCGGCGGGCCGGCUGGCUCUCCUUUAAAGCUCUCCUCACCAUCAACAAGGACAGGAAGUUGCAGCUGGUUUCCUGCCGCAGGUGGAGGCGUUACUGGGUCACACUGAAAGGCUGCUCUCUGAUGUUCUACGAAGAGUUCGGACGAAGCGGCGGCGAGCUGGAGUCCCCGCCUCGUUUCGUCCUGCUGGCUGAGGACAGCGUGGUCCAGGCCGUCCCCGAACACCCGAGGAGGGAGCACGUCUUCUGUCUGAGCAACUCGUACGGAGACGUCUACCUGCUGCAGGCCUCCAGCCAGACAGACCUGGAGAACUGGGUAACGGCGGUCCAUUCGGCCAGCGCCGCCCUGCUGGCCCGGCGGGAGGGGAACCAGGACACCCUGCAGCUGCUGCGGCGCCGGAUCCGCUCCCUGCUGCAGCGUGUCGACACCGACGGGAAGAUGAAGAAGAUGGCCGAGCUGCAGCUGUCAAUCAUCAAGGAACAGAAGAACCGCCGGGCCGUGGAGAACCAGAUCCAGCAGUGGGAGCAGAACCUGGAGAAACUGAACCUGGACCUGUUCAGACUCAGGUGUUACCUGUCCAGCCUGCAGGGGGGCGAGCAGCCAAACCCCAAGAGUCUCCUGGCCGUGGCCAGCCGGACCUCCAAGACCACGCUGGGACGCCUGGGGGUCUUCUCUGUGUCCUCCUUCCACGCUCUGGUCUGCAGUCGAGAGGAGGAUCAGUUGAAGCGGCGCUGCCUGUCUCAGUCAGCUGGUUCUGUCAAACGAGGUCUGCUGUCCUCCCUGAAGGUCCAGAACAGACGGAACAAACACUCACAAGUCCAGGACUGUGAGUCUGUGGCGCCCUCUGCAGGCCCAGCUCGUAAACUGCAGCUGGGUGAAGAGCAGAAGUCUUCAUCACUCGGUGUUUUCACUCUGCAGGUCUGUCGACACGAAACAGACCAGAACUUUGGUUUCGCGGUGACGGGUCACGUGGACGGAGUCGGUCAAAGUCACGUCUUCGUCAGCGAGGUCGACCCGUUUGGACCUUCUGCCAUAGAAGGACUUCGGGCUGGAGACGAGGUUCUGGCUGUAAACGGGUCACCUGUAUCAGGUCUGGACCUGGACCUCCUGCAGACUCUGUUCACCCACCACAACCUGCAACUGCUGCUGAGGAGAGACGAGUCUCCUGACCCCGAGGAGCCCACCCUCGUCUGGCCCAACCCCGCUGACCCCGGAGACCCCGCCCACCUGCUCACCUGGUCUACAGAUUCUGCACUCGUCACUGAUGCAGCUGAAGCUCCACCUCCUGCUGUUAGCCACACCCAGACGAUGCAGAGGUCACCUGAGCAGGAGGAGGACGAGGAGACGCUGGAGGAGGAGCAGGAGGAGGAUGGAGAGGAGAAGCUGCAGGCGGCAUGCUGUCUGAGCUGCUACCAAGAUCCAGACGCCUCUGCUGCUGCAAGGCUGAACCUGGACCAGGUCUUCCCUCUGUACCAGACCUUUGCAGAGACCAGAACCUCGGACCAUGAAAUCCCCACAAACCCAUACUGCAGAGAGGGCGGUCUGCCGCUGACAAGCCCCGCCCACCUGAGCGUUUGUCAGCGUCUGCGGAAAGUGAUCGAAGAGUUGGUCGACACCGAGAAAUCCUACGUGAAGGACCUGGUGUGUCUGUUCGACAUCUACCUGAGUCCUCUGCAGAACCAGACGUUCCUCAGUAAAGACGAGAUGGAGGCGCUGUUCGGCAGCCUUCCUGAGAUGUUGGACUUCCAGAGAGUUUUCCUUCAAACGCUGGAGGAAAGAAUCUCAGCAUGUCCGAACUUCAGCUGCUUGGAAACUCCAGAACAGUUUCAGAACCUUCUUUUCUCCCUGGGUGGCUCGUUCCUUUAUUACGCCGACCACUUCAAGCUCUACAGUGGAUUCUGUGCCAACCACAUCAAAGUCCAGAAGGUUCUGGAGCGAGCAAAAACAGACGGAGCCUUUAAACACUUCCUGGAAACGAGGAAUCCAACCAAUCAGCACUCAUCCUCCCUGGAGUCAUACCUGAUCAAACCUGUCCAGAGAGUCCUGAAGUACCCCCUACUGCUGAGAGAGCUGGUCUCACUAACUGAUCCAGAGAGCCUGGAACACACGCACCUGAGAGAGGCGCUUAGAGCGAUGGAGAAGGUGGCGACUCACAUCAACGAGAUGCAGAAGAUCUACGAGGAUUACGGCUGCGUAUUCGAUCAGCUGGUAGCUGAGCAGAGUGGAGCUGAUAAGCAGGUAACAGAGAUCUCCAUGGGGGAGUUUCUGGUCCACUCGUCUGUGGUUUGGUUGAACCCUCUACCGUCUCUGAGGCGCCUAAGGAAGGAGCCUCAGCUCACCCUGUUUGUGUUCAAACGAGCCGUAAUCCUGGUUUAUAGAGAAAACCACAAACAGAAGAAGAGGAUGACCAACUCCCGCUCAGCUGAUCUGGAUCCCUUCAGGUUCCGCUGGUUAAUCCCAGUUUCUGCUCUUCAGAUCAGAUCAGCCAACAUUCCAGGCUCUGGGGACCCGUGUGUGUGGGAGCUGGUCCACAGGAAGUCAGAGGUGGAAGGUCGACCAGAGACUGUGUUUCAGCUGUGCAGCAGCGGUUUGGAGACGAAGGCCGGCGUGCUCAGAGUUCUGAGCUCCCUCCUCAGAGACCGAGCCCCCGGCGCCUCCCUGAGGAGAUCCAAGCUGUCGAAAACAGAGCGGAGCAGCAGCUGGAGGCGGAGGCAGCACCGUGGACGCUCCGACCUCCAGAGGACGCAUCCUACUCCGACGGAGCGGAGCCGCAGACCCGACGGCGUCCUGAACGAAACCUGCUCUGAGCCUCUGCUGCCGAGCCACGCCCCCUCCGACAGCUCCGCCUCCGGGAGGAGAACCAGGCUCUGCUCCCUGACCGGCGAGCUGGAGGCGCAGCUGCAGCGGCUGAACUUCGCUGAGGAGGACGAGGAGGAGAGACGAAGCUCGAGUCUGAGGCGGAGUCCUGCAGGAGACGGGCUGGACUUCAGUUUCCUGGAAAAAGACUUCAGCCUCCAGAGCCUGAAGUCUGUGGUGAACGAGGACUGUUUCUACGACUCGGUGCUCAGGAGCCAGACGGCUGAGAAAGCUAACAUGCUAACAUGCUAACAUGGAGUCUGAAGAAAUGGAUAGUUUCAGCUCAUUCUACUGAAGGAUUCACAAAAACAAACCUCGACCUCUUCAAGGUCGUUUUCUAUAGAAGCCUUCUGAUUGGCUGAACCCUCUGUUUUAUAAGAACUUACAGUCAAAUCAUCUGGAUUUUAUUCAUGUUUGUUUUCAACAGGGGAACUUCACAACAACCGGAAUCUACAGGAGUUAAAAGUAUAGAAAACUAAAGGAAUUUUCA
Messenger RNA from Austrofundulus limnaeus, 5092 nucleotides. RefSeq names its product T-lymphoma invasion and metastasis-inducing protein 2. The transcript is spliced from 24 exons. Lineage: Eukaryota; Metazoa; Chordata; Actinopteri; Cyprinodontiformes; Rivulidae. Gene Ontology annotation, molecular function: protein binding; guanyl-nucleotide exchange factor activity. Gene Ontology annotation, biological process: small GTPase-mediated signal transduction; activation of GTPase activity. The record is from RefSeq and is a predicted model, not a curated record. Bases 439 to 4854 code for a protein of 1471 amino acids.